CUGGUCCCGGCCAGGCCAUCUGUCCGUCCGCUCGUCCACCCGGCUCGGCCCGCAGGGCGUCGGGGGGCGGAGGCGAAGCCCAGGCCGCGGCCGCAUGAAGGAGUGCGAGUACCAGCAGAUCCGCCCCGGGGCCGCCCCGCCGCCGCCGCCCAGUACCCCACGCUCCGGCUCCGGUUCUGGGCCGCCCCCUACGCCCCUCAGGCGGAGCUCGGUCCCGGGCCCCACCGCAGCUGCCCCUCUUCCUGCUACCUCCACCCGACCCUGCCGCAAAUGGGAGGUAUUCCCGGGCCGCAACCGCUUCUACUGCGGCGGCCGCCUUAUGCUGGCCGGGCACGGCAGCGUCUUCGCGCUCACCGUCCUGCUCAUCGUCACCACUACGACGCUCUUCUUCAUCUUCGACUGCCCUUUCCUGGCCCAUCAUCUGACCCUGGCCAUCCCCAUCAUCGCGGGCAUCCUCUUCUUCUUCGUCAUGAGCUGCCUGCUUCAGACAAGCUUCACUGAUCCUGGGAUCCUGCCCCGAGCUACGCCCAGUGAGGCGGCCGCCCUGGAGAAACAGAUUGACAGCAGCGGCAAUUCCACGUACAGGCCGCCCCCAAGGACCAAGGAGGUGAUGAUCAAUGGACAGAUGGUGAAACUGAAAUACUGCUUCACCUGCAAGAUGUUUCGGCCCCCCCGGACCUCCCAUUGCAGCGUGUGUGACAACUGUGUGGAACGGUUCGACCACCACUGCCCUUGGGUGGGCAACUGUGUAGGAAAACGGAAUUACCGCUUCUUCUAUGCCUUCAUCCUCUCCCUCUCCUUCCUGACUUCCUUCAUCUUUGCCUGUGUCAUCACCCACCUGACUUUGCGUUCUCAGGGAGGCACCUUACUGGACACUCUGAAGGAGACACCAGCGAGUGUGCUGGAGUUGGUGAUUUGCUUCUUCUCCAUCUGGUCCAUCUUGGGCCUCUCAGGGUUUCACACUUACCUCGUCGCCUCCAACCUGACAACCAACGAGGAUAUCAAAGGCUCGUGGUCCAGUAAGAAAAGUCCAGAGAAUUCCACUAACCCCUACAGCCAUAAAAGUGUCGUCGCCAACUGCUGCGCUGUGCUCUGUGGGCCUCUGCCCCCAAGCUUGAUUGACCGGAGGGGAUUUGUUCAGCCUGAUACCCUGUUGCCCUCUCCCACCAAGAACGAAGAGCCUACCUGCGGAGCCAAGCCAGACAGCAGCAUGGUAGGAGGCCACCCUUAGAGGAACUCAGUGCUUGCCAGCCUGCCAGUCCCUCUUCCCUGCGCCCACUGCCUCCCCGUGCCUGCUGGACCCAACCCCACUGGGGCAGAGCAACCAAACGCCCAUGUCAAGCCUCCUAUUUAUUUCUGCACUUCCUCCCCAUUCAUGGCUGUUCCUGAUCUCUUCUGUUGCUGCCCCUGUGCCAUCCCAGGGGGAUUCCCCUUUGCCUAAGUCCAGGAGCCAUGUGAAAAUGACCAGAGACUCCCUACUGGUUCACAGUGGUGAGACAAGAGAACCUCCACCUGGUCAUAGUUGGGAAGAUGGAGGGAGGGCUGGACAAGUGCCCACAUUGCCAUAGAGAAACAGUUUCUUUGCCUUUUAUACCCAUGUCUGUGCUGAGGAGGUAUAGCCCUAGAUGGUUGGAUGUGGGUGUGAGGAGGCCCCAGGCCUGGCUGAUCUAAGAGAACCAGAGACCGAGGGCAGCCGUCACAGUGAAGGUUUGGGAGCCCCAAAGGCUUAGCAGGUAGAAGAGCAGAUUUCAGAGUCUGGCAUCGGGGUUGCCUUUGUCUUUUAUUGUUGUUAUUGAUUGACUCCUGGGAAGGAGCCAGGCCCCUGCACAGAGCUAUCUGAUAGGGCAGGGCUGGCGGUCCAGCGAUGGGAGGAGGAGAAGGACAGUGUCCCUAUUUAAGGUUCCUGGGAACAGAGGGAGCCAGCCCUCCUGUGGGCAGUGGGCCCAGCAAGCGUCCGUCUGUUUAGAUUCCUGGCCUUAGAUUAAGCAGUGAGAGCCCUUCCCUCAGGCCCCCCAGAGAUCCUCCACAGGCUCUCCCACCUCCCUAGCGUGGGUGAGAUACACACACUCACACACAUGCACACAAACAUGCUGGCAAUACUUGAAAUGGGUGUUAUUGAAGCUGCUGGGUAUUUUGCACAAUUUUAUAGAACUCUUUUCUACAUAGAAUUUUUAAAAGAAAAAAAAAAUCCUUAGCCCCGUUGUUGUUUCUCUAGUGCUGGGUGGUGUUGGCAAGAGCAGGUUGGUUUUGUGAUUUUGUCACAAGAGACCUUCUGGUUUGUUGUGAGUGUAUCUGGCUGUGUGUGUGUGAGAGAGAGAGAGAGAGAUUUUCAUUCGUGCAUGCCCGGCUGAUUGGCUGGGUGUCUCCCACUCCCCCACGUGCCCUGUGUUCCCACCUGUGGGGAUCUGGGCCCAGCAGCAGCAGGCAGGGGAGCCGUAUGAGCCAUGGGUGCUGGGAGAGUGAAUGAGCGUGUGUGUGUGUGUGUG
This is a messenger RNA of Gracilinanus agilis (Agile Gracile Mouse Opossum), 2486 nucleotides long. RefSeq names its product zinc finger DHHC-type palmitoyltransferase 18 (gene ZDHHC18). Bases 95 to 1231 code for a protein of 378 amino acids. The record is from RefSeq and is a predicted model, not a curated record. Lineage: Eukaryota; Metazoa; Chordata; Mammalia; Didelphimorphia; Didelphidae. Gene Ontology annotation, molecular function: protein-cysteine S-palmitoyltransferase activity. Gene Ontology annotation, biological process: peptidyl-L-cysteine S-palmitoylation; protein targeting to membrane. Gene Ontology annotation, cellular component: endoplasmic reticulum; Golgi apparatus. The transcript has 8 exons.